Chelonia mydas (Green sea turtle) is the source of this 1917-nucleotide messenger RNA. It is a transcript of the gene PTGER1, whose product is annotated as prostaglandin E receptor 1. The transcript is spliced from 3 exons. Gene Ontology annotation, biological process: inflammatory response; adenylate cyclase-activating G protein-coupled receptor signaling pathway; positive regulation of cytosolic calcium ion concentration. Gene Ontology annotation, molecular function: thromboxane receptor activity; prostaglandin E receptor activity. The record is from RefSeq and is a predicted model, not a curated record. Lineage: Eukaryota; Metazoa; Chordata; Testudines; Cheloniidae. Gene Ontology annotation, cellular component: plasma membrane. Bases 328 to 1425 code for a protein of 365 amino acids.
CGGUCCCUACGCACGGCCGGCCGGGGAGGCAGAGCGCAGCACGGCGGGACCCCGGGGCUGGUACUCGCCCCACCGGGGAAGGCGGCUGCCGAGGCGCGGGGCGGGAGGUCUCCGAGCGGGUCCCGAGCCCUGCGCCCCCCGACGGGGCGUCGAUCCCUCGGCCAGGGCGGCUCCGUCUCUGCCCCGUUCGCAGCCGGGACGGGGCGCGGGGGGCCCGGACGCGCGGUCCCUCCGGGGCGAGCGAUCCGGCCGCUUGGGAGUGGGGCGCGGGGGUGCCUCUGAGCACGAUGCCCAUGGCUGGUGCCAGCUGCAGACACUGCUGAGAGGAUGUUCACCAGCCACCCACCCAACACCUCCCUGCUGGGGGCGCCCUGCAGCCCCGGGGCACCCCUCCCCAUGCCUGUUGGCGGCUUGCGGCUGGGGAACUCCUCGGGGGGCCAAGGGGGGCCCUCGCCAGCCAUGCCCAUCUUCUCCAUGAUGCUGGGCGCUGUCUCCAACGUGGUGGCCCUGGCCAUCCUGGCGCAGUCCUACGCCCGCUUCCGGCGCCGCUCCAAGGCCACCUUCCUGCUCUUUGCCAGCAGCCUGGUCAUCACAGACUUCGCCGGGCACGUCAUCCCGGGCGCCUUCGUGCUGCGGCUCUACGCCACCCGGCUGAAAUGGGACGCCAUGGACAGCACCGGCGCCAUGUGCCAGUUCUUCGGCGCCUGCAUGGUCUUCUUCGGCCUGUGCCCGCUCUUCCUGGGCUGCGUCAUGGCGGUGGAGCGCUGCGUGGGGGUGACGCGCCCGCUGCUCCACGCCUCGCUGGUCACCUCUGUCCGGACCAAACUCACCCUGCUGGGGCUCUGGGGCUCCGCCCUGGGCAUCGCCCUGCUGCCCAUCUUCAGCUUCGGGAGCUACACCAUCCAGUACCCGGGCACCUGGUGCUUCAUCAAGGUGCAGCCAGCGGAGAGCUGGCGCGAGGUGACCUUUGCCUUGCUCUUCUCCCUGCUGGGCCUGGCCUCCCUGCUGGUCGCCCUGGUCUGCAACACCCUGAGCGGGGUCACCCUGGUGCGGGCGCGGCUGCGGACCCAGCGCAAAUGCGGGCAGCGGCGCGCCAAGGCCCACGACAUCGAGAUGGUGGUGCAGCUGGUGGGCAUCAUGGUCGUCUCCUGCAUCUGCUGGAGCCCUAUCCUGAUCUUCGUGGUGCUGGCGGUGGGUGACAGGGCCGGCUCGCUGAGCUACCAGAAGCUCCUGCUGCUGGGCGUGCGCCUGGCCUCCUGGAACCAGAUCCUGGACCCCUGGGUGUACAUCCUGCUGCGCCGGGCCGUGCUGCGCAAGCUCUGCGGGGUGCUGUGCCGCCAGCCGCCGGGCAAGGGCAGCCGCUUCGAGCGCUGGGAGAUCAGCUCCUUCCACAGCUCCGAGCGCAGCAUGGUCGGCCGCUCGUAGGCGCCCCUGUGCCCCUGGCAGCGCCUUGGCACCGGCGCCGGCUGGAGAGGCGCUCGGGAGGAGGGGGGGGACGUUGGACGCUUCUGGGGCGGACGAUGGUGCCGCACCCGCCUGGGGGGGGCCCCCCCGCUGCAGCGGUGGCAGGAGCUGAGCCAGAUGGAAAUUUGGGGCAGGGGCCAUAGGUGUCUUACUCCUGCUUCCCUGCCUGCAGGAAUGGUGCUGCCAGGGCCCACCCAGCUCCUGGCUCGAAGCAAGAGGCACCUUGGAAAUGGGGCGACAGGUUGCACAGGUGUUUGGGCAUGCGCGGGGGGGUGGUGGCGCACAAUGCCAUGGUGAAAUGCGGCAGUGGUCGUGCAGGGUGGUUUGUACUCAGAGGACCUGGCCUGAGAGGUAGCAGGGCCUAGUGGUUAUGCCAUCAGCCUGCACAUCAGGACACCGGGGUUCUGAGCAAACCAUGGCUUGGGGGAGCUCAGGGCCUGGGUCACUCCAGGG